Molecule: messenger RNA, 2010 nt
Organism: Acanthosepion pharaonis
Lineage: Eukaryota; Metazoa; Mollusca; Cephalopoda; Sepiida; Sepiidae
Source: the annotation of a GenBank genome assembly
AUGUCCCUUUCCUUCUUUUUUAUUUCUCUCCCUUUCCUCCUUUUUUAUUUCCCUGCCUUUGCUUCCUUUUCAUUUCUCUUCUUUUCCUUCUUUUUUCUCUCCCUUUCCUUCGUUUUUAUUUUUCUCCGUUUCUUUCUUUUUAUCUCACUGUUUCCUUCUUUUUUAUUUCUCUCCCUUUCCUUCUUUUUUAUUUCUCUCCCUUUCCUUUUUUUUGUUUCUCUGCCUUUCCUUCUUUUUUCUCUCUCUUUCCUUCUUUUUUAUUUCUCUCCCUUUCCUUCUUUUUUCUCUCCCUUUCCUUCUUUUUUUAUUUCUCCCCCUUUCCUCUUUUUUUAUUUCUCUGCCUUUCCUCCUUUUUUCUCUCCUUUUCCUUCUUUUUUAUUUCUCUUCUUUUCCUUCUUUUUUCUCUUCCUUUCCUUCUUUUUUAUUUCUUUUCCUUCCCUUCUUUUUUAUUUCUCUCCCUUUCCUUCUUUUUUGUUUCUCUGCCUUUCCUUCUUUUUUUCUCUCCCUUUCUUUCUUUUUUAUUUCUCUCCCUUUCCUUCUUUUUUCUCUCCCUUUCCUUCUUUUUUUAUUUCUCCCCCUUUCCUUCUUUUUUCUCUCCCUUUCCUUCUUUUUAUUUCUCCCCCUUUCCUCUUUUUUUAUUUCUCUGCCUUUUCCCUUUUUUCUCUCCUUUUCCUUCUUUUUUAUUUCUCUGCCUUUCCUUCUUUUUCUCUCCCUUUCCUCCGUUUUUUAUUUCUCUCCCUUUUCUUCUUUUUAUUUCUUCUUUUCCUUCUUUUUUAUUUCUCUCCCUUUCCUUCUUUUUUCUCAUCCUUUCCUUCUUUUUUAUUUCUCUCCCUUCCCUUCUUUUUUAUUUCUCUCCCUUUCCUCCGUUUUUUAUUUCUCUCCCUUUUCUUCUUUUUAUUUCUUCUUUUUCUUCUUUUUUAUUUCUCUCCCUUUCCUUCUUUUUUCUCAUCCUUUCCUUCUUUUUUCUCUCCCUUUCCUUCUUUUUUAUUUCUCUUCUUUUCCUUCUUUUUUCUCUCCCUUUCCUUCUUUUUUUUUUCUAUUUUUUAUUUCUCUUCUUUUUUAUUUCCCUGCCUUUUUCUUUUCCUUAUUUCACUGCCAUUGCUUCUUUUUUUAUUUCUAUUUCUUAUUUCUCUCCUUUUCCUUCUUUCUUAUUUCUCUCCCUUUCCUUCUUUUUUUCUCUCUUCCUUUUCAAAAUUUGGUGAACCACUAAACCACGAAGCCUGGGAAUGGUACCACACAGUCGUUGGGGAGAAUAGAUGCGACAUUGUUGAUACGUGGUGGCAGACAGAAACAGGAGGUAUUGCUAUCGCCCCCCGUCCCUCGAAUUGUGGAGACCCUAUACACCCUGCCAUGCCUAUGAGACCAUUCUAUGGAAUCGACCCUUGUUUGAUCGACAGAUCAGGCCAUGAAAUUGAAGGAGACGACAAACGAGGAAUGCUGUUUAUUCGCAAACCCUGGCCCGGAAUGUGCAGAACUAUUUACGGUGACCAUGAGCGAUUUAUCAAUACCUAUUUAAAAUCGCCAACAGGUUAUUACAACUCAUCUGACGGAGCUGUCCGACUCGAAGACGGAAACUACCGAAUCAUAGGCAGGAUCGAUGACGUCAUUAACGUCAGCGGACACCGUCUGGGUACAGCUGAAAUCGAAGAUGCGAUGGGGGACCACCCAGAUGUAGCAGAGUCUGCCGUCGUUGGCUACCCACAUGACAUCAAAGGAGAAGGAAUUUAUGCCUUCGUUGUAUUAAAAGACCACGCCACGCACUCUGACGACAUCAUCGACAAAGAACUGAAGACUUUGGUGAAAUCAAAAAUCUCCAGCUUUGCCCAACCAGACAAUAUUAUGGUUCUUCCAGGUUUGCCCCGCACUCGAUCCGGAAAGAUCAUGAGGCGAAUCCUGCGUAAAGUCGUGUGCGGAGAAUCAGAUUUCGGGGACGUUUCAACUUUAGUGGAUCCAUCUAUUGUCGAACUCAUCCUCAAGAGGCAGUCUGAAUCCGCGCAUCGUUCUCUCUGA